UUCUCAGAAGGAGUGCAUUUAGCCAGCUUGAAGCCAGAGCUCUUAUUGAGAAUUAUGUUGCUGUAACCUGCACCAAGUUGGCAUUCUGGGGAAAAGACAUUGACACGCAUAGUAAAGGUUUCAAAGCAGCACUCGAAAUAGGCCUAAUGACUCCACUCCCAGUACCUGAUGACGAGGGGAGACGUAUAAUCAUGAUAAGGCCAGGUCAAUGGCAUAGUUGUGAUAGACGAUCAGACGAACGUCACACCAAAAGUACUGGCGUUUGGUGGGUUGGACAAUAUUACAAAAAUGUUCUCUUUCUUAAUGAAUAAGUAUCCUGUGAGAAUGAAAGGUUGGCACUUUUACAAUGCUGCAAUAGUGGCCCAGACGUUGAUGAGUGCAAUAAUGCCAUUCCUGCCCCAGAAUAUCCAGGACAGG
Molecule: messenger RNA, 417 nt
Organism: Owenia fusiformis
Lineage: Eukaryota; Metazoa; Annelida; Polychaeta; Sabellida; Oweniidae
Source: the annotation of a GenBank genome assembly